Molecule: messenger RNA, 1573 nt
Organism: Nylanderia fulva
Lineage: Eukaryota; Metazoa; Arthropoda; Insecta; Hymenoptera; Formicidae
Product: DNA-directed primase/polymerase protein
Biological process (GO): response to UV; replication fork processing; error-prone translesion synthesis
Cellular component (GO): mitochondrial matrix; nucleus
Molecular function (GO): chromatin binding; DNA-directed DNA polymerase activity
Source: RefSeq, a predicted model, not a curated record
CACAAAAUUGGCGGGAAAUGGGUUUAGCUCAGCUGUUCCGAACACAACAUGUAUGUAUCUUUACGAAAGACGUGUUUAAGUCUUCAAAUCGCGAUAAAACGAUCACGAAAUCGCAUGAAUUAUUUAUUCACGCGAUAAUAAAGUAAAGCACGAUGGAUACGAUUUGCACGGAAAAGUUUUACGGCGGUAAAGUGUCGAAGCGCACAGACAAAUCUAAGGUUAACUGGGUGAAAACACGUCGGGUUAUGCCUUCGCAUAUACUAGGCCCGACGCAAUAUUGGCAGGAAUUUUACCGACAAACCGAUGCCCUGACAGCGGCUGUCAAAUAUAGCAAUAAAAUAGACACGCUUUGCACUUUUGCGUAUCAACAGCCCAGCGAUGGUAGUCGCAGAUUCGUCGUCGCUCAUCCAGAGGUUUAUUGGUGGUAUUACAAGGAAAAACCGCCAGAAGAAAAAUGUUCAUACGAGGUAAUACCAGAAAAUUCGCCGUGCUGGUUGUACCUGGAUUUGGAAUAUCUAAUCGAGUUGAAUCCACUAUGUAAUGGAUCACGCAUGACCAAAACACUAAUAGAUAUUAUAAUUGUGUAUUUACUUACUCACUAUCACUUAUUGUGUGAUAGAAAUAACUUUUUAAUACUGGACUCUACAUCUAGCACAAAAUUCAGCAGACAUGUGAUUUUCACUAUGAAGGAUAUGGCUUUUAAAGAUAACUCACAUGUUGGAAAGUUCAUCAAAACUAUAUACAAUGAUAUUAUGCUCUACCUAAAAUCAGAUACACAGUCGCAUGGAAUUUUAAAUCAAUUUAAUAAAGCGGAUAUUGAGGAAAUGUUUGUGGAGACAAAGCAGGGCAAAAAAUUGUUUGUUGACAAUGGUGUCUAUACAAAGAAUAGACAGUUCAGAAUAUAUCUUUCCACUAAAUGGGGAAAACAAUCGUAUUUAACAGUUUCUCCAGAUUGUAUGCAUAAUCCAGUAUAUAAAUGCAGAGAUAAGGAGUUAGGAAUCUUUUUAGAUUCCUUAAUAUCAUAUUUCCCAAACAAACCAAAUUUAAUUCUGCUCGAGUUUUCUAAUAGAAGUGAUGUAAAAGCUCAACUUUAUUCAAAGACGCCAAUUCAAUACAAUCGCAAGGAUGAUAAUCAAAUCUCACCAUACCCUGAAAUAGACAAAUAUAUUAACAAUCUUGUUGAUCCUGGCAAAAUACGCAUUGUUAAAUAUUUUGAUAAAACCAAAAUAUUGAGAUAUGAAAUUUAUGGUAACAGGUACUGUGAAAACAUUGGCAGAUGUCAUAAAAGUAACAAAUAUUGGAUUGUGGAUUUAAAUAAGAAAAAACUGUAUCAAAAAUGUCACGAUGAAGACUGCUCAGGUUUUUUGUCUACCCCAAAGAAUUUGCCAGAAGAAAUCGUUUUCAAGCUCGAUAUAGAAGGUGAUAUUCUUAUAUCUGGUGCGUUUGAUGAAAUUGUAUAGUAAAAAAGAUUUAUAAAACUAUUAAUUAACUACUCUUUAUAUUAUAAGCUUAUAUUAAAAUAUAAUUUAUAUGUACAAAUACUUUUAUUUCUCAAUAAAUCUAUUUUAGCAUA